This is a messenger RNA of Nakaseomyces glabratus, 375 nucleotides long. RefSeq lists its product as uncharacterized. Lineage: Eukaryota; Fungi; Ascomycota; Saccharomycetes; Saccharomycetales; Saccharomycetaceae. The record is from RefSeq and is a predicted model, not a curated record.
AUGCAACUGAAAAAUACACCACUAUUUGUGACUUGUAUAGAAUACACCCAUACAUUACCAAAUAACACCCGGACACCUUCCAAUUUGAACAAAUAUCUAACAACUAUAGGAAAAUUGACAUUAUUGACGAAUGAAUGUAUACCAGAUGCUGAUUUUCUAAGCAAUUCAGUAGAGGUCCAUGAACCCUCAUUUGAAACGGUGGUAAUGAUGUUGCAGCUGUGCGAGCUCCCCAACGUAUCUUCCACAGACGGCAAAUUCCACCACACUGACAUCACUCCCCGUGUAGGGCUUCUCCCCUCAGUAAGGCUAGGCAGAAGCCAUCACAGACUUCGACAGUAUCGCAAGUCCUUUGCUCCCAUUAGAGAGUUUCACUGA